AUGCAUCAGCCCAGCUCCAAAGGCUCAGUCGUCUCUGCCACCACCACCAUCACGACCACCACCGCCACCUGCCAACACGGCUUGCUCUCCAGUACGGAAGCGGCAUACACAACCAUGCUCGCCGUAGACGAACCCGACGACCGCGUCCAACCAGCACCACCAUCACCUCCUCCUCCUCAGGGCAUCCUGGCCCUGCCCACCGAACUUAUCCAUACCAUCCUCCUCGACCUCCCACCGCUCUGCAUCGAGCACUUUUCUCAGACAUGCAAGCUCGCGCGCCGCCACGUCUAUGGAGACCGAAACACGGGCGACCUCCACCUCUGGAAGCGUCUCUACCUCGAACGCUUCGACGACUUUCCCUCACUGUGGCAAGCCCAGGACCCUGAACACGACGAAGCGCACGAGGAAUCACCCGCCAAGCCAGCAGCGGCCGCAUCGUCCAUCAUGUCCCUCGUCCAGACCCGAGAUCGUGCCGCACGCCUCUUCGCCGGCGACCCGUCCAAUCACACUUCCAUCACGCUCAACUUUAACGCAGUCCUCUCCGCCCUUCUCUCCGUCGUCGACACCGCCGUGCCAGCUGCCAACCUACAGCCCUGUCGCAAUUCCACCUGGCUCGACAACUCGGUUCUCGCCUCCGGUCAGCCCACAUGGAGCCAGUGGAUCUUUCCACGCUCCAUCAUGCACAGCCUCGGCGAGCACAAGGCUCAGGCACUAGCUCACAGCUCGACAAACGCGCCAUCAUCUCCGCAGGCACUCAAGCGCCGUCGCCUCUCCAACCAGCAAGCCACCACGCCAAGCGACUCCCAACGCAAACCAAAAGACUCGACCGACGCCUCGGCUACUCCCACACAAGCCACACCCUCCACUUCUUCGGCAAGACGAGCGUCAUCGUCCUCGUCCAAAUCAGCCACCAACGCUCGCCCCGAGUCCAGUCGCAGACGAUCAGCACGCCUGCUCAAGCUCAUCUAUCCCGAGCCCCUCCACCCCCUCGUCGACCAGGGCAUCGACAUUGAUGCGCUCGCACAUCCCCUCACGCGCCUCGCCGCCCGCAUCCACUGCCUGCACGGCAUCCGCGCGUGGAAAGACUCUCAGAGCCAGCGCCUCACCGCCAGCCCGCAAGAGAUCGCAGGUCAACGCAGCCAAGACGGCUUAGCGAAUCAGGGUGCCGCACAGGCCUCGGCUCAGUCCACAAGUUCGGCUGCGGGCCAGCCCGAAACUGAACAUGCCCCAGCCACUCCUCAGCCAGCCUCUGUGCACGCAUCCGACGAGGCAGAGUCCGACGACGACGACCAAGAGAGCUUCGACGAGCCGCCAGCAGCCAUCCUUGGAUUCCGACCGCGCAUGUUUGGUCCCAGUUUCGGCUUCUGCAACGCUCCCGACGAAGAGGACCAGGUGCGGGCACGCAUGAGGCAUCGCGUCUACGACUCGGCCCACUACGGCUGGUCCAACGGAUUCGCACCCCUCCACGCCUGGCGCUACAAUACGCGACAAGGCCAGCAGCAAGAAGAGGACGACCGCGACCACGACGCGGUCACCGAAAGCGACCUGGCCACUGAUCCCGAACAGCAGUCCGAUGAGGAACAUGUCAACGAAUACGGGAUGCGCUUCAUCAACAGGCGUGGUGGCAGCGACGAUGGCGACGACGAUGCGUGGCGCGAGGCUUUCGAGCUCGACGAUGCAAGCGACGACAUUCCCGACGACCCCAUCCCCAUCGAGAUCGAGAUGAGCGAAGACGAACAAGACACGCGCACCUUUCGCGUCGCCGAUCGAUACGGCAAUCCCAUCCCGUCUGACACUGCUGCAGCUACACCCAACGCAUCAGCGGCUCGAGGCUGGGGUGACUCGGACGACGAAGAACCAGCAGCAACACGCGAUGACAACGGCGAGUCGUCGGCCGCCCCGGCUCCCGCGCCCUACCAGACACCAGAGCUGGGCAGCUACGACGCCGACACCCGCACGUACACCUACGAGGGUCAUCAGCCCAUCGGCAUCGUCACGGGCAGCCAAAACAUCCAGGUCACCGUGGGCGACUCGGUCGACUUUGUAGCAUCGGGCGAGCUCAACGUGCGCUUUGUGCGUCCCGGCAUGCUAGCCGAGACCAUGCGCGUCACCAGCGGCCACGCAGCACGUCGCACAGUCACCAACGGCAUCGACGGGGACGAAGACGAGGACAUGGACGACGAUUACGACGAGGACGCCGAAGAGUGGGACGAAGAUGUGGAUGAAGACGACGAAGACGACGAGGAGGAGGAUGGCCGCUUCGGGCCGUUUUUCGACAUGUUUAGACCGCUCGAUGGCGCAUGGGACUACCGCGGCUCGUACGCCGCCGAUGAGCUGCAGCCGCUGGUAGCAAAGUGGAAGGCAGAGCACCAGGCGGAAGGCGAAAAGCCGGCCGACAAGGAUGGCGACGCCAACGACGGCGACGCUGCAGCGAGUCAGAUUGUGAGCCUGCGUCGCAAGAGCAUUCACUGGGAACUGGUGGAAGCGAUCAUGGUGGUCAUGUACGCCAACCUCAAGGAAGCGAUCUGGCUCGAGAACUGGGGCGUGGGCAUCCGCAUCCCCAAGGUGUACGACCACGCGGGCGUGCUGGUGCGCGAUCCGAUGGAGCGACGCGAGUUUCUCGAGUUCCCCACGGGCUGGGUCUCGUCGCUGGCCGCAGCGGUGGCGCAGAAGCGCGACGCGGAGGACGCCGUCGAGGAAAGCAGCCGUGGUGUCAAGGCGGAAGGCCCAGCGCAAGGCCAAGCGACGUCAAAUGCAGACGACGACAAGCCGCACGACUGGGCGCGGUGCGAGAGCUUCUGGGCGGGCACGUACGCGUUUCUGGACUACUCUCACUUUGUCGAGUUCAACGUGCGCAUGGCGCGGCGUCGACGCGAUCAGCUGGCUGCGGCGUCGAAUGCGGCGGGCACGGACGGCAAGGCUUCUUCACCGAGCAAUGCAGCCGGUGCACCAAAUGGCAGCAACGGGCAGCGAGCGGCAUCGACGCGCGUGCCGAACCUGGUCGGGCAGGAGGAAGCGGUGGGCGACUGUCUGCAGCUGCGACUGGAGCUUCUUCCCAAGUCGGAGCAGCCUGCGUACCGUCUGGACGAGGAAGGGCAGGAGGACGACGCCGAGUAUCCUACGCUGUACUUUCGCGGCACGACGGUGACGUACUGGGGCAACGAUGCGCCGAUGCCGCGCGGCGGGGUGCACGGCAAGGUGCGCCCCGUGUAUGCGCGCGACGAGGAUGCGGACGCGACGGUGACGCGCGGCAAGCGCAAGAUCGAGGGGCUGCACUGGUCGCUCACGCACGUCUACGACGGCGAGGAUCGGUGGCAGCUGGAAGGGAUCCAGCCGGGCCCGCCGGGGACGCGCGCGCCGAUGUUUGGCGUGUGGUCGGACGCGGCGCACGAGGCCGAGAGCCCCAACGGACCGUUUGUGUACUGGAUGAUGGACGAGCGGCCGUGGAAGGAGAUUGAGCGGCUCAACCGAAAAGAAGCGCAGAUGGCGGCGGCUGCCCGGACGGCGCGGACGCUGUGA
Molecule: messenger RNA, 3519 nt
Organism: Moesziomyces aphidis
Lineage: Eukaryota; Fungi; Basidiomycota; Ustilaginomycetes; Ustilaginales; Ustilaginaceae
Source: the annotation of a GenBank genome assembly